Auxenochlorella protothecoides is the source of this 291-nucleotide messenger RNA. RefSeq lists its product as hypothetical. Bases 1 to 291 code for a protein of 96 amino acids. The transcript is spliced from 3 exons. The record is from RefSeq and is a predicted model, not a curated record. Lineage: Eukaryota; Viridiplantae; Chlorophyta; Trebouxiophyceae; Chlorellales; Chlorellaceae.
AUGUGGCUGGAGGACGUCCUCCUGGGGGCCUUGAGCGACGGUGUCAACAAACCCACGCUGAUCCUGCUGAACGUGGUGCUGACCGCCUGCGCGCUCACCCUGCUUGGCCUCCUGUACGCUGUGGGGGGAAGCUCGCCAGACCUCCUCCUGCACCUGGGCGCCGUGCUCCUGCUGGCAGUCGGCCUCACUGCCUCCAUCAACUGGCUGGUGAUCCAGACCGGGACGACGGCCGUGGAGGAGCAGCGCAAGGCCAUCUUUGGCGAGGGCGACGCGCGUGAGAAGCCGGAGUGA